AUGGGGUCUCGGGGGCUGCUGGUGCUUCUGCUGCUCCUUCUGGCCGGGACUCCCAGGGACGACCCUCCUGUGACCGAGGCCCUCGAGCCCGCGGAGCUGGUGUGGAGUUCCAAGAGGCCCACGCCGGUCACGGACGUUUCUUCUCUGUGUGUGUGUGACCUGUUAGUAGAAGAAUGUGAUAUUAACUGCUGCUGUGAUCCUGACUGCAGCCCCACAGAUUUCAGUAUUUUCUCAAAAUGCUCAGUUCCAUUUGUCAAAGAGAACAAUAACUUCUGCAUUCAGAAGGUAGCUGUAUAUUCUAUUAAUUUUACAGCAUAUCCACCUCAAAGAAUAUUUAAAGUAAUUGAACAAUCCAAUCCAUCUUUUUUCUGCAUCAGCACUCUAAACUAUAAAUUGGCAUUUUCCUUUAUUACUCCCAAAUUCCCUAAUGAAAAUAAUUUUGAUAAUUUCAUGAGACACUCUGCUAAUUUUGUCGGCAAUAAAGGAUCAGACAUAUUUCAUCCAACCGUAUUAGGAACCAAAUACAAGUAUGGUGUUCCACUGCAGACUUCAGAUUCAUUUCUGAAACUUCCAAGCCCUUCAGUCUCCAUUGAAUGUGUAGAUAACAAUCCUAUAGGCUUUCUGAUGGACCAGACUGUUGAAUGUAGCAGAAUAAUAACUCUGGAACAGUGCAGUAAAAUAAAAGCUCUUCAUAUGGAUCAUUAUACCCAGCCCAAAAUUUUGGCAGUACCUAAUUCACAUAAAGAGAUUAAUAUAAUUGUCCAGUCCAUAUUUAUGAGAUCGCUAAAUAAAACAUUGAGUCAACUUGCCCUCAAUGAUGUUCCUGUGGAGCCCACUUUCACCCAGGUUGAUGGUCGGGAAGUCUGCACUAAUGUUGUUCUUAAGGCAAAGUACAGUAUCAUCUACACAGUGGCUGGUGAAAUCACAGGGGCCAAUCUCCAUCUCCAUCUUGGAGUGGUCAGUAGCACAAUGCUUCCAAUCCAACAGCAAUUUCAAGUUAGUUUUAUUCAGGAAAAUGCUAAGCCAUCCUUACAUCUCAGUGGAAAUCCGGGUUAUAUUACAGGGCUACCAUUAUUGGCUGGAUUUUAUAAGGAUUCAGGUGUUAUUCAAAGUAGUAACAGAUAUAGACAAUUUACCAUCCUUCAGAACACAGCUGGGCAGGACUGCUUAGCAGCAGAAGGAAUUCGAACCCCAAUAUUAUUUGGUUACAAUAUGAUCUCUGGCUGCUCACUAAUCUUGCCGAUAAAUACCAAAUGCCAACAACUCGUGGAAAAGAUGACAAAUUUACUGAAGGGACAAAACUUCCCAGAAUUUGUAUUCUCUUUUGGAAAUUCUCUGGCCCAGAAUAGUAGAGAAUGGGUUCCUGUCCAGUUCACCACUGAGAUUCUAGAAAAAAAGGAUCUUUGUGUGAUUCCAGUGGCCUUGGAUAUAAAAGUGAGUUGGACAAAGUUUGGUUCCUUAGUAAACCCACAGGCCAAGAUAGUCAGUGUUUCAGCCAAAAUGACUUCAUCUUCCAUUCCCCAGUCUUACUCAAGAAAUAAAGUUGUGACUCAUGUAACUACUGUGGUUAGAUUUGUUGACGUGUCCGCACCUGCAAAAGCAGGUUACAGAGCUCAGCCAACCAUUGAUGCCCGCCUGCCCUCCAAUUUCUUCUUUCCAUUUGUUUGAUAAUGUCCACAGCUAAGGAAUUUAAUACUUCUGAAAUAUGUGGAAAACAAUUUUGAAAGUGUACAUUUGGCA
Molecule: messenger RNA, 1740 nt
Organism: Gracilinanus agilis (Agile Gracile Mouse Opossum)
Lineage: Eukaryota; Metazoa; Chordata; Mammalia; Didelphimorphia; Didelphidae
Gene: TCTN1
Product: tectonic family member 1
Exons: 15
Coding region: 1-1668 (555 amino acids)
Biological process (GO): cilium assembly; protein localization to ciliary transition zone
Cellular component (GO): MKS complex
Source: RefSeq, a predicted model, not a curated record